GGUAGUUAUGUGAGCACGUUAUUGAACUGAUGGCAGAAACUUGCUCUAGAAUGAUUUUGUCACAAUAUUUCUUCCCUCAAAAAUAUUUUUUUGCAGCCAUGUUUCUCCAUCAGUAUUUUUUUUAGUUGUUCUAAUAGUUCAUCUUUUCUAAACUGACAGCAGUUCAAACAAGUACAUGGUCUUUUUUUGUCAUAUUGUUGUUUUUGCUAAGGGUCAAAUAUCAGAAUUCGAGUUUACUGUCUGCAUAUAUAUUCUGUUGUCCAAUCGGUGCUUUAUGUUAGUGAGGAAUUAUUGUCUAGGUUAUCAUUGUUUCUUAAUUUCUUUGUAUUUUUUCUUUUUUGCCACAAUGAAGGAACUGGAAUUUGAAUGUGUUCCGACGUCCCUAAUGGAGGAAGUGCUCAGCUUUCUAAAUGUAAGCACAUACUUUUGUUUGUGAGGAGGAACUUGGUGCAUACGUCCAAGGCUACCCUGGCCCCCAUGACCCAGCAAACCUGCUGGAGUGGGUGAGCCAGGCUUCAAGCCCAGCCAGUGACCAUCAAGGGAUUUUCCUCAGAAUACUUUACGGGGGUUUUCCUUUUCUUUUUCCUCCCCUUUUGGCAGUCUCUUGACUUUGAUCUUUUUGCAGGACGCUAGAGAGGAUCUCAGGAGUGCAAUGGCAAAGGAUCUUGUGUCUAUUAAGAAUGAGAGCAUGAAAAUUGAUGAAGUUCAUGAUUCUCAGAGGGUUUCAAAUUCUGGUCUGCCUCAUGAAAUGUUGGAUUUCCAGAAAAAGAUUACCUUGACUAAGAAUGAAACAGAGGACAAGGACCAUGCUACACAUUCAAGUAAUAAUAAUGCACAUAAGCAACUUUUAGGUAUAUUCCCCUUUUCUUUCAGCCUCCUAGAGUAAUCUCCUCAUCCUUUUCUUUUAUUUGUUAUUUUCAGCUCAUGGUGUUGCAGUUUGUUUUUGUGGCCACCCGCUCUGGUUUCUGUUCUUCCUUUAAUAACAAAAUCACUCACGAACCUUUUUCCCCGUUCUGUAAUAAAAUAGUUUUUGGCGCCUUCACAUCUCAUUGCUCUUCCCCUUCUUAAUAUUAUGUUUCCCAUACAGUUAAAUAUCAUUCCCACCACGAAAAUGCUGGGGAUUCAUAUUUUAUCAUUCAUUUAUCUUAUUUUGAACUUCCUUCUUUCUGCAACGAUAUAAUGAGUACCAUAUAGAAAUAUUCUAUUAUUAAUAUCAAUGUUCAUUGCAGCAAUGGAGAAGGAAGCUGAGCUUCUUCAGAAUGCAUUCCAAUCGAAAAGAUUGGCUAUCGAGAAAACAAAAGAGAGAUACCAAGAAAUUAUACUUGUGGCUUCCUUACUUGAUCGGAUACCAAAUCUUGCUGGAUUAGCAAGGACAUGUGAGGUAUCCCUUAAGUCCUUUUCUAGCUGCUGCUAAUGAAAUCAGUUAGUUUUCUGAUUAUAUAGUAGUUCUAUGCUUUAGUCAACUAUUGUUCUCUUGAUUUGUCAUUUUUCUUGUAGAUAUUCAAAGCAUCUGGACUAGUCAUUGCAGACGCAUGCGUCUUACGUGACAAGCAAUUUCAACUGAUAAGGUUCUCAUUCCGUGCAACUCUACUAUUUUGUUCUUUACACACAUGCAGUACACAUAGGUCAGUACACAUAGGUUAGACUUGUAUAGUGGAUACAGUUUCAAAUUUACUAUUAGGGCAUGGAUUAUCUUCUCAUGCAUGAUAUGUUGAAAUGAGGAAAAUAACAGUAUCUGUGUUCCCCAUUUUCCAGAUUUUGCCUUGCAUAGCUAUGUUAGACUCUUCUCUAGUUGAUGACUUUCUACCAUGUCGUUUAUCCAUUGAUUUUGAUUGUAUUCUUGUUUUCCAGUGUGACAGCAGAGAAAUGGGUUCCUAUAAUGGAAGUCCCAAUACACAGCGUGAAACAAUUCCUUGAAAAAAAGAAGCGAGAAGGCUUCUCUGUGCUGGGAUUAGAGCAAACUGCGAAUAGUGUGCCCCUUGAUCAAUAUACAUUCCCUAAAAAGACAGUAAGUCAUAUUUGAACUUGGUCACAUGCUUCAGUAUCCAAAAAAAAAAAUGCUUAUAGAGGCACCAUCAUGAUAUCACUACACACAUUUGAGAAAGUUGUUUGAAAAUUAUGCCUUAAUGCAUUGCUGAUGUCUCAAUGUGUUAUUAGGUCCUUGUCCUUGGACGUGAAAAGGAAGGUAUACCCGUGGAUAUUAUUCAUGUACUAGAUGCUUGUAUAGAGAUCCCGCAGUUGGGAGUGGUUAGAUCACUCAACGUUCAUGUCAGUGGUGCUAUUGCUCUGUGGGAGUAUACUCGACAACAAAGAUCUUGAUAGUUGUCAACCCUCCGCUGCAACUCGUGCCAUGUUUACUACCUGCAUAAAAGAACAGGAAAAGCAGAGAUAUGUCUUAGAUCUAAUUUCACAGAACAGAAUGCCCUCACUGAAAUCAGUUAGUUACCUGUGGGAUUCAUUAUUUAGCAUGAUGUUUGUAAAACCUUUUGCUCUUCAUUAUCAAGGAAAUGUUCUACACUAGUGUGUCUUCUUAUUCAUUUUGGUCAUGUUUUGGAUCUCUGUUAUGCUCAUUUACUUGUUUCGGUUUUCACAAUUCCAAUUCGAAAUCACAUACAUAUGGGGGAAGGAGAGACGAUUUUUAUCUACUUGAGUCCAAAGCAGUUAGAAAAUGAGAAAGGGAUGAAUUUUGAGCUACAUCUGCAUGAGCCCUAAGUGGUUAGAAAACAACGAUGACAUGCAUGUUCCAUACUCACAGGUAAAGUGGGUUGGUUGCUAGUUUGCAAGUUGGCAUCUCCUCAGUAGCUAAAAAUACAGUAUGUGCUAUGAUCUCUAAAUUGGUAUUGUAGUGCCAAUAACAGAUCGAAAACUUGUGUCGUCGCAAAUGAACUGUUCCUUCUCCAUGGCUUCCAUUCCUGUAUUUGUUUCCUUCAUGUAUCUGAUGUUCAGCCUAUGCAUAGUGGAUGCUAGAGUUUUCAUGAUACUAAUGGAAGAUGAGCCUGUUUUCUCUGUCAAAUCCAAUACUACAAAUCUCAGGGUUGAGGAGGCGACCAGAGCAUACAAAGAGCGGCUGAUGAUUAGCCAUGACAUAUUCUUGGAGUCUAUCCUGAAGCACAAUUACACAAAGCUCUAUAGCUAUACUCAUUUGCUGAAUGGAUUUGCAGUUAAUGUUGAGUCAGAUGAGGCCCUCAGUGCGCUCAAGAGAGCAACAGGAGUCAGAGCUGUCCACGAAGACGUCAAAAUGCAGAAGCUAACAACACACACACCUUCCUUUCUGGGGAUACCUACUGGUGUUUGGCCAGCUUUAGGUGGUGCAGAUAGUUCUGGUGAUGGGGUUGUCAUCGGCUUGAUUGAUACUGGUAUAAAUCCUUUGCAUCCGAGUUUUAGGACAGGCUUGCCCUCAAGGUUUAACAAGACCACAAAAUUCAAAGGGAAAUGUGCCACUGGACUGCAGUUUCCUUCCACAUCAUGCAAUGGGAAAAUAAUAGGGGCACAAUAUUUCGCUCGAGCUGCAAUUGCUGCUGGUGAUUUCAAUGCUACCCGUGAUUUUGUAUCUCCCUUCGAUGCUGAUGGCCACGGAAGCCACACAGCUUCAACAGCUGCUGGCAACCAUCAGAUACCUGUGAUGGCCAAUGACUUCAACUAUGGAUAUGCAAGUGGUAUGGCUCCCGGUGCUAGGAUUGCUGUAUACAAAGCUCUAUAUACAUUUGGCGGUUACAUGUCAGAUGUUGUCGCUGCAGUUGAUCAGGCAGUGGAAGAUGGAGUUGACAUAUUAAGCCUUUCCAUAGGGCCGUCAAGUGUCCCUCCCGGUCCUUCUGCUUUCCUCAAUGUCUUAGAAAUGGAACUUCUGUUUGCUACAAGAGCCGGCAUCUUUGUGGUUCAAGCAGCAGGCAAUGGUGGUCCUUCUUCUAGUUCAAUCCUUUCUUUCAGCCCAUGGAUCACCACCGUUGCUGCAUCCAUCACCGAUCGUAGAUACAACAACAGCAUUAUUUUAGGAAACGGACUGAGCUUUUCCGGCACUGGCCUUGCUCCGCCAACAGCAGGAACAUUGUCCGUCCCAAUAGCAGCUGCAGCUGACGUGUCUCAGAGGAACACCACCAGUGUCCUGGAGGUUGAAAGCUGCCAACAUCCAGAACACUUCAUCCCGUCGCUGGCUCAUCAGAAGCUCAUCAUCUGUACGUAUAACUUCGAUUUCGAGAACGAGGCUGCAAGCAUUGCUACUGUGGCAGAUACGAUACAGAAGGUAGGGGCUUCUGGUUUCAUAAUCACAAUGGACCCUGCCAUGGGGUCAGAGCAAGUGAAAGGUACCACAAUGACCUUGAAGAUUCCUGCCAUUAUCCUCAACAACAUGCAAGCUUCAACGGCUUUGUGGGAGUAUUAUAACUCAAAUACGAAAAGAGGGGCCAAUGGCGAAGCGACAGUGUUUACUGCAUCGGCAAGGAUAAUGGGCGGAAGACAAGCAUUCUACACCGCGCAGGCGCCUGUUGUGGCGUCCUAUUCAUCUAGAGGCCCUGAUGUUAACAAUGCGCUAUUGCAGACUGCUGAUGUCCUCAAGCCAAACAUUAUGGCUCCAGGAUCUUCGAUUUGGGCUGCAUGGAGCCCCAACAGUGAAGGUGACCCUUACAUAAAAGGGCAAAACUUCGCGCUAGUAUCAGGCACAAGCAUGGCCACACCACACAUUGCUGGAGUUGCAGCUCUCAUCAAGCACAAACACCCCAAGUGGAGCCCUGCAGCCAUCACAUCUGCAAUGAUGACGACUGCCGACAGAAGCGACCUCUCCGGCUCCCCUAUCCUUGCACAAUCAGCCAACCAGCUAGGUCCGGCCACUCCCUUCGAUCACGGAUCUGGGUCAGUGAACCCAGCACGAGCCAUCGACCCCGGGCUUGUCUUCAAUGCCGACUUUGAUCACUAUGUCCAGUUCCUCUGCUCUGUUCCAGGAGUAGACGAUGACUCGGUGAGGCGAGCAGUGGGGACUGGUUGCCCACCGAGGCGGCAGUCAUGGUGCUCGGACUUGAACACACCUAGCGUGACCAUCUCCAACCUCGUCGGGUCGAGGAAAGUGAUCAGGACAGUGACCAACGUGAGCGGGAUGGACGAGUUCUACAGGGUGACCGUGAGGAAGCCAGCAGGGGUCAACAUCACUGUUAGGCCGCGGUUCUUCGUUGUUAGGGGCCACAACUCGAGGCGGCUCAGGAUCGUGUUGUUCGCCACUAAUGUGACGAGGGCUUACUCGUUUGGGGAGAUGGUGCUGCAUGGGAGCAGGAGGCAUGUCGUUAGAAUUCCUAUUGCUGUUUAUGUUAGCACUUUGUUGCCGAGCUAGAGAGAGACAGAGGAGUCUCUGGUUACACUUUUAGCUUAACUUUGAGGUUCUGUCCUCUUUUUUGGGUUUUUUUUUUUAUGACUUUCGAGUUUUCUUUAUUGGCUAGUUAACUUUUGGUGGCAAAGUAUUGGCUCUCUUGUCAAGAAUUAUGCAGCACUGGAAAAUGUUUCGAUGAAUUUUUUUAAGGGGUAAGUGGCUAAAUGCAUAUUAGUGACUGAGUUGAAGUUUGGAGGAGCUAUAAUCUCCUCAAUUUUGGAGUAUAGGUAAAAUAAUAUGUAACUUUCGUAAAUCAAUUUAGAAAAUAUUU
Molecule: messenger RNA, 5624 nt
Organism: Linum trigynum
Lineage: Eukaryota; Viridiplantae; Streptophyta; Magnoliopsida; Malpighiales; Linaceae
Source: the annotation of a GenBank genome assembly